Cryptotermes secundus is the source of this 1376-nucleotide messenger RNA. RefSeq lists its product as uncharacterized. The coding region runs from base 423 to 1025 and encodes 200 amino acids. The record is from RefSeq and is a predicted model, not a curated record. Lineage: Eukaryota; Metazoa; Arthropoda; Insecta; Blattodea; Kalotermitidae. The transcript has 3 exons.
GACCUCAUCGGGACCUGAGCCCAUGACCUUCCAGCUUGUAGCACAGUGCGUCAACCAACUACACUACCGCGUUCCUCGUACAAGCAUAUACAAGUAUAUGGAAUAAACUUGCAUUAUUGCAGCGUGGGCUUUGUGUUGCUGUUGUGUUGGUGAUGUAAAUAAACUAUUUUAUCUGUAGGUAUGGACACAUUCUGUUGGUCUUUCAAUGGGCAUUACACUAGUUAUUAAUGUAACUAACAAUAUAAGGAAUUUCAGUCUUAUAUCUUUCAGUACUACCUCUUGAGUGUCCUGUGACUGGCCCAGCUGCACCAGUUGACGUGUCUGAAAAAACCAUCGAGAAGCGUCUAGCAAAUCUGCCACUGAAAACCUCAGAACCUGGCAAUCAAUAUAACACAGUUGAAAUUGACAGGGCAUUUGAUGAGAUGACUGAAGCUGAUGGCAGCUUGCCAUCCCUAGAUGGACCACGCAUUCAGGCAGUAGGUGAAGUGAUGCAGGAGGAACAGUCUGUAUUUUGUGGUGUCACUCCAAGAGGAGAGUCUGAUGGGCUGGGGAAACAGAAGACUUUACCGGUGGACCAGCUUGAAACAUUGCGGAAUGUCUCUCUUCAUCUAGAUACAAUGUUGCCACACCUGCAGUAUUCAGAGUUGGAACGUUUCACAGACUGUUUUAGUAAGCUGCCACUAGGGAACAACGGAGGAAGAAUACUUGGAGCUGGAAUGUUUGGUUCUAAAAUGGCGUUGCUGGGUAACUCUCUGCUGGAGGGCACCAUUCUGUACGUGUCCAGUCUCCUCUUACUCAUCUGGUUGUAUUUCCGGUACAAGUGUAGUUACUCGCAAAGGCGAGGUGUGCCACAUUCAAAGCCAACCAUGAUAUUUGGCAGCUACAAGGACUGUGUCUUGCAGAAGGAAUGUGUUGGACAAUUCAUGAAGAGGAUGUACAAUGAAGGUGUUGGUAAUCAGUUCUUUGGCUGCUACGUUUUCACCAGGUACUUUCUUCUUUCUUCCUAUGAUUAUGAUGAUUAUUAAUAAUACAUAAUUCUCUCAGUAGGUACACUAUAUAGCAUGGAAUGGUAGGAUGAUCAAUGAAUGAUUAUAAUGGGAAAGAAUUUCGAGGGACGUAAUCAUGGCCUACUCGAGGUAUUAUCACAAAACAGUCAGUCAGGAUUCGAGCCAAGCACCUCUCAAAUAGUAGUACAGACUACAACAUAAGUGCAACUCAAAACUGUUCCGUUUGCACUGGCUAAAACUGGGAAUUCUCGUAGCCCUUUAAUGCCCAGUGGUUACUAUAAGUACCACGUGCUGUAACAUUCAGAGUCUCUUCAUUUUCCCCACAGUGUAUUUAUGUGUUCCAUAUUGUUCUCACAGUAAACAGCGGCU